CAUAACAGUGUAAGUUCACGAAAAUUUAGCGAUAAUUAUGAGGCGUUCUGCCGCGCCUUCGGCGAGAGCUGCAAAGAAAAUGAAGUUUUGUUCGCCGUUUAAAGCUCAAGACCAGGAGCCUUCCGUAGAAAUCUCCACAACGCGUUCGGUUUUGCAGCAAUCAUACAAAAACCAGGUGACUAUACCAGAGAUCAGAGCUGAGGUCUCUAAAUCCGACCUAAAGACUGCAAGCACGAAUACCCUCUUACCAAGGUUUCCUAAAGAUUUUACAGUUCAAAAUAGGAAAGAAGUGAAAUCUGACGAUGAAAUAAAAGAUACCACCUCCACAGGUCUUUCAUAUCCUUCACUUAGCAGUAAAGUAGCACCUUUCAAACCUCAGAGAUCUUCCAAACCAGGUUCUCAUUUAGUGCCAUUUGAGGAAAAAGAGAAUAUUUGUCGAUACUUCAGCGUUGUUUGGGGAAAGAUGUCCAAAAAGAAGCACAAAAAGUGGGAAGGAGAUGGUAUACUGGUUACAAGAGGACGGACAGCCUCCUUAAAAGACCUGGAAGGAAAAGAAAUUGCAAAGAGUGCUGGUUACAAGUCAUCAGAGUUGGAGUUGCUGCAAGAAGGAAACACACUGUGUAUUGGUGGAAAAGAAAUAGAGGUGAUGGGUCUCAUAAAAGCAGAGGAUUACCUAAGUGGACAGUGCUUUCAACAAUCAAUAGUGUCGUCAUUCCCAACAAAACCAAUCUCUAGAAUGCCUCCAAAAAAGACAGGUUUCGUCAAACCCUAUUCUUCCAACGUGAAAAGAGAUGUGACAACAGAUACUCGACAAAUGGUGGCGCCUCGACAUGACGUCAACGCACCUGGAGCCGUGGUAAUGCCUCGACCCAAUGCCACUCAUCAGUUCGAGCACAAUCGAGAGGGGCUGGAUAUCAUAGACGUGGUAGUGGACCCACAUUUGUCCGGUCAUUUAAGGCCCCAUCAGAGAGACGGUGUAGUGUUCCUCUAUGAGUGUAUCAUGGGCUUGAGAAAUUUCAACGGAAAUGGAGCCAUCCUUGCAGACGAUAUGGGACUUGGAAAAACCUUUCAAUGUAUUUCUUUGAUAUGGACUCUUCAUAAACAAGGCAUGUACGGUGGACAAGCAAGUAUCAGGAGAACACUGAUUAUAACUCCAGGAAGUCUGGUCAAGAACUGGAGUUCGGAGUUUCGCAAGUGGCUUGGUAACGAGAGGUUGAAGGUUUAUACAGUGAACUCGGACAAGAGAGUGAAGGAAUUCAUCAACAGUCCUAUUUAUCCGGUGAUGAUCAUCAGCUAUGAGAUGUUUCUACGCUCAGUAGAAGAAGUAAGAAACAUCAAGUUUGGAUUAGUGAUCUGUGAUGAAGCACAUCGGCUCAAAAACACUUCCAUUAAAACUGCCACGAUGAUUUCUGGACUAAAAACAAAACGAAGGAUUCUUCUCACAGGAACCCCAGUACAGAAUGAUCUCAAAGAGUUUCAUUCGCUCGUCGAUGUCUGUAAUCCAGGGAUUCUAGGCACACAGUCAUCGUUUCGCCGUCUGUAUGAGGAACCGAUCGUCCGCGGCCAGCAACCUGACGCAAGCAGUGAAGAGAAACUUUUAGGACAAACGAGGGCUGCUGAGCUAAACAGGUUAACUAGCUUGUUUUUCUUGAGACGGACAGCCGAAGUGAACAGCCGUUACCUUCCUCCAAAAGUGGAAUGCGUCGUGUUCUGCAGACCAAGUCUCUUACAGCUUUCUCUGUACCGCCACCUUCUGACGUCACGAGUUGUGAGAUCAUGUCUGACGUCACAUUCCUCAGGGGGGUCGCGACAUUUGGUUUGUAUUGGUGCCUUGAAGAAACUCUGCAAUGAUCCAAGCCUUAUUUAUUCACAUUGCCAAGAAGCCAAAGAGAUGGAGGACGGCUUGGAUGUUGAUGAGGACGCAUCACUUUAUGAGGGUCUCGAUCGCUCCUUUCCUGAGAAUUUCAACCCGGGUUGUUUUACAACAAACCAUUCUGGAAAACUUCAAGCUCUUGGUCACAUACUGACCCAGAUACGCAGCACGAGGGAGAGAGUAGUGCUUGUCUCAAAUUACACUCAGACUCUUGAUUUACUUCAGAGGCUUUGUGAAGACAGAGGUUACGACUUCCUGCGAUUGGAUGGAAAGACACCAACCAGCAAACGGCAAUCGUUAGUAGAUCGUUUCAAUGACAAGUACUGCAAAAUUUUUGUGUUUCUAUUGAGUUCUAAAGCUGGCGGAGUGGGCUUGAAUCUGAUUGGUGCAUCAAGGCUCAUUUUGUAUGAUAUUGACUGGAAUCCGGCCAAUGACAUUCAGUCGAUGGCAAGGGUAUGGAGAGACGGACAGAAAAACACAGUUCACAUUUAUCGACUUUUGACAACGGGUACCAUUGAAGAGAAGAUUUACCAGAGACAAACCGCCAAGCAGGGUCUUAGCGGAACUGUAGCUGAUGCCAAAGAGUCUGUCAAAAUUGAAUUCUCGCGAGAGGAACUUAAGGACUUGUUUACUCUCCACGAGAACACGUUAUGUUUAACGCACGAUCUACUACAGUGCACAUGCCUGACAACCGAGGAUGGAAGUGACGAGGAAUGUCAAUCAGAAUCAACAGCCAAUCAACAGUCAAGUAUACCAGUCACGAGACCGUGCCAAUUAGGAAUUGACAUCAAUAAUAAUCAAAAAAAUCUCUCAAUAGCUGAGCUUAUGGAUUGGCAGCACUAUCCGUGUCCGAGUGAUCCUUGUUCAGACUUUGAGGACGACGCGGUAAAGAAAGCUGGUGAUGCUGUGUCAUUUGUUUUUCGAACCAAGACAUUUGGACAAGAAACAGUACAGCAAGAAUCCAGACAAUAGGCUUUUAUUUGUGCUCAGCUCAAGUGUGUCAAAUUCAUUAAAGGUUUUGCCGUAUGCGAUCA
Molecule: messenger RNA, 2907 nt
Organism: Pocillopora damicornis (cauliflower coral)
Lineage: Eukaryota; Metazoa; Cnidaria; Anthozoa; Scleractinia; Pocilloporidae
Product: DNA repair and recombination protein RAD54B
Biological process (GO): reciprocal meiotic recombination; double-strand break repair via homologous recombination
Cellular component (GO): nucleus
Molecular function (GO): ATP binding; DNA translocase activity
Source: RefSeq, a predicted model, not a curated record